GGAGAUCCAGAGCACACAGCCGAGAUGACUUCAGAGAAGAUUGACGGUCAGACAGGAGGAGGUGAAUUUACUCACAAGGGGCAGGAUUCCCAGCCUUCUCCUUUGGCCUUAUUGGCUGCCACGUGUAGUAGGAUUGAGCCCCCCGAAAAUGGAAAUGGUGGAGGUCAGCAACAAGGUGCUACAGAACUGGAUCUGAGUACUGCUCAAAUUGCACAGACAGCGAAUGGCUGGCAAAUCAUAUCUACUGCUUCCCCUACAACCAAGGACCAAGCUGGAGGCGAUGCUUCGUCAAAAAAUCGUCAGCUAGCCCCUGGGCAGUUUGUAGUAGCAGCAGCCCCAAAUAUGCAAAACCAACAGGUUUUGGCAAGUCUUCAGGGGGCAAUGUCUAAUAUUCAGUACCAAGUUAUACCACAAUUUCAAACCAUGGAUGGGCAGCAAUUGCAAUUUACUACUGCCCCUGCUCAGGUGAACGUCCAGCAAGAUGCCUCUGGACAGCUGCAGAUUAUUCCAGCUACUAACCAACAGAUUAUUACCACUAAUCGAGCUGGUGCAGGAAACAUACUUGCCAUGCCCAAUCUUCUUCAGCAAGCUGUCCCAAUUCAAGGAAUGGGCCUAGCCAACAAUGUCCUGUCUGGACAGACCCAGUACUUGACCAAUGUCCCUGUUGCUCUUAAUGGCAACAUCACACUUCUGCCUGUGAAUGCAGCUUCUUUAACACCCACUUCUCAGUCAGUGACUCUGAACAGUGGUUCUCAGGAUAACUCUCAGCCUGUUACUUCAGGAGUUGCUAUCAGUUCCUCACAGUUGGUCACCUCUCAAGCCAACACAGCAACCUUUUUUACAAAUGCCAAUAAUCUUUCCACCAGCACCACUGCUAGCGGUGUCAAUCUGUUAAAUUGCAGCAGUGGAACUACCACAUCUGGGACCAAUGUCCAACUUCAGACUUCUCAGAGAUCUGGUCAGAUCAAUUUGGUCACUGAUGCUGUGCAACAGGCUGGUGGCAACCUUCAGCAGGGCCAGCAAAAGGAGGGUGACCAAUCCCAGCAGCAACAACAGAUUCUCAUUCAGCCUCAAAUUGUUCAGGGAGGCCAGGCUAUCCAAACAAUACAAGCUGCUCAGCUUUCCGGCCAAACGUUCAGUACGCAAGCCAUCUCCCAAGAUGCCUUACAGAAUCUCCAAAUUCAAACUGUGCCAAACACUGGCCCAAUCAUUAUCCGUACACCCACUGUAGGACCUAAUGGGCAGGUCACAUGGCAAACAAUCCAGUUGCAGAAUCUGCAGGUUCAGAAUCCUCAGGCUCAGACAAUCACCCUUGCCCCUAUGCAGGGGGUAUCUCUCGGGCAGCCAACAAGUACUGCCACCUCUAUGCCAGCUGGCACAGUAACAGUCAACGCUGCUCAGCUUUCGUCCAUGCCCGGUCUCCAGACCAUUAACCUAGGUGCCUUAGGAACCUCUGGUAUACAGGUGCACCAGCUUCAGGGAUUCCCUCUGACAAUAACUAAUGCAACAGGUGAUGCGUGUGGCCAUUUAAGUAUUCAUUCUUCUGGUACUGAUGGGCUGCAUGUUGAUAAUACAACUUUGGAGGCAGGUGAGACCAGCCCAGGUACUCCAUCCCAACCUGUUAGGCGAACGCGCAGGGAGGCCUGCACAUGUCCCUAUUGUAAAGACAGUGAGGGAAGGGGUACCUCUGAGCCAGGGAAGAAAAAACAACAUAUCUGUCACAUCCCGGGCUGUGGUAAAGUAUAUGGGAAGACCUCUCAUCUGCGGGCUCACCUGCGUUGGCACACAGGAGAGAGGCCAUUUGCCUGCACCUGGGUGUUCUGUGGUAAACGUUUUACUCGGAGUGAUGAAUUGCAGAGACACAGGCGCACCCAUACUGGUGAAAAGAAAUUUAUGUGUCCAGAGUGUCCAAAGCGAUUUAUGAGGAGUGAUCACUUAUCCAAGCACAUCAAGACACACACAAACAAGAAAGGUCAAGCUGGCCCCAUAGCAAUGACAACUGUGCCAAUGGAAACUGGGACAGGCUCAGAUGGCAGCACUGCGUCCACUCCCACUCCACAGGCCCUCAUCACCACCAACAUGGUUGCCAUGGAAGCAAUAUCACCUGAAGGCAUUGCGCGGCUUGCCAGCAGUGGCAUUAACGUCAUGCAAGUUGCAGACCUGCAGUCCAUAAAUAUCAGUGGCAAUGGCUUCUCAGAGCCAUUGUUCAGGCAGGACUGUAAAUAG
Molecule: messenger RNA, 2226 nt
Organism: Staurois parvus
Lineage: Eukaryota; Metazoa; Chordata; Amphibia; Anura; Ranidae
Source: the annotation of a GenBank genome assembly